Molecule: messenger RNA, 741 nt
Organism: Plasmodium gonderi
Lineage: Eukaryota; Apicomplexa; Aconoidasida; Haemosporida; Plasmodiidae
Product: 30S ribosomal protein S6
Exons: 2
Coding region: 1-741 (246 amino acids)
Biological process (GO): translation
Cellular component (GO): ribosome
Molecular function (GO): rRNA binding; structural constituent of ribosome
Source: RefSeq, a predicted model, not a curated record
AUGCACCUGCUUGUGGUUUUACUGCUUCUCAUUCUUAUCAUAACUCCUAGAACCCACAUUUCAUCCCAUAGAAUUUAUGAACACUUUAAAAUAAGAAGCAUACCCCCAUGUCAUAGAAUUGGAACAAGGGCAAGAUGGAGCUUCAUCAACGGAUAUGUCAAUUUGGAUAAUGCUGUGCAGUUCCGAUGGAAUGAGCACCACCCCGUGUAUAACAAUCAGAGGAUGAUUCGUCCAGAGGGAAGAGACAGAAGAAAAUUCCAACUCAGAGGAUCACUAAACGAUUACAUAUACAAACUUCUCAUCAGGAGGUUUAAAAAAGUUACAUACCAAGGAGAGAGAAAUAUUUACAAAUCUCUCUUAUCUGCAAAAAGUAGUUACAACAUCGACUUUCUGUUCUCGUGCAAUUAUAGCUUAAGUGAUAUUAAAAAAAAAUUAGCUGAAUAUAUAUAUGAGCUCAAGUUUGUUGAUGGAGACGAAUUCAAAAUUGUUUACUUAGGAAAGAGGAGACUCGUGCGACCUAUUAAAAAACAGGAUGAAGCUUACUAUAUCUUGUUUACCUUUCAAAUAUACCCUUCAAUGAUUUAUGAAAUAUCCAAGAAGCUCCGUCUGCAGGACCCUGUCCUCAGGUUUAUGAUAACGAAAAAUGAGAAAAAAACCAGGAACCUCGAAUACAUGGAAAAUGAGCCCAUCAAGGAGGGACUGGCCUCCACUGAAGCCCAUUUUUUCAAAAAGCUCAGCUGA